Salmo salar (Atlantic salmon) is the source of this 1064-nucleotide messenger RNA. RefSeq names its product protein phosphatase 3 catalytic subunit alpha. Lineage: Eukaryota; Metazoa; Chordata; Actinopteri; Salmoniformes; Salmonidae. Gene Ontology annotation, biological process: calcineurin-mediated signaling. Gene Ontology annotation, molecular function: calmodulin-dependent protein phosphatase activity. The record is from RefSeq and is marked provisional.
GAUACAGAGUAACAGUAAAUCACACGGACCUACAGUAUACCAGUGUUGAAAUUUGUAAUCCUAUUGCAUGUAUUUUUGGCUAGUGAAAGGAGCAAGUGAGAUCACUGCGAUCUCCCAUUUGGAUAGAGUUGAUUUGUUGGGUAAGGACAACAUCGGAUCUUUUUCAGGCACAGUUCAAAUAUAUUUGAAUAUAGAGCACCAUGGAAAUGUCCGAAAACAAGCCGAAUGAUGAUCCGAAGUUAUCUACGACUGACAGGAUGGUAAAAUCUGUCCCGUUCCCGCCUAGUCACCGACUCACAGCCAAGGAGGUGUUUGACAGCGAUGGGAAGCCCAAAGUGGACGUGCUCAAAGGCCACCUGACCAAGGAGGGCCGCGUAGAGGAGAGCGUGGCCCUCAGGCUCAUCGGAGAGGGAGCGGCCAUCUUGAGGGCUGAGAAGAACCUGCUGGACAUAGAGGCCCCCGUGACAGUUUGCGGAGACAUCCAUGGCCAGUUUUUUGACCUGAUGAAGCUGUUUGAAGUAGGAGGGUCACCAGCUAGCACACGAUACCUUUUCCUGGGCGACUACGUCGACAGAGGAUAUUUCAGUAUCGAAUGUGUGCUGUACUUGUGGGCCUUAAAGAUCCUAUACCCCAAAACACUCUUUUUGCUUCGUGGGAACCACGAAUGUAGACAUUUGACAGAGUAUUUCACAUUUAAGCAGGAAUGUAGAAUUAAGUAUUCGGAGCGGGUGUACGAUGCGUGUAUGGAUGCCUUCGACUGCCUUCCUCUGGCCGCCCUUAUGAACCAGCAGUUCCUGUGCGUACACGGAGGACUGUCCCCAGAAAUCACAAACCUUGACGACAUCAGGAAAGUACGUGUCCUCCCGAACCACGUUCCCUGCAUGACCAUGCAAUAUGCUUGAUAUUUGAGCUGCUACACUAUCAUUCAGAAUUAUCUCCUAUUUUACUGUUGAUAAAGUAUUACAUUCAUGGAUACAUUGGAUAUUGAUAUUGUACUGUUUCUAUGCUGUAUGAAUAUAUUGCAUGUAUGGUUUUAACGAGGUUUCAUUAAAAGCAUAAUGGGU